Messenger RNA from Penicillium pulvis, 1668 nucleotides. RefSeq lists its product as uncharacterized. The coding region runs from base 1 to 1668 and encodes 555 amino acids. The record is from RefSeq and is a predicted model, not a curated record. The transcript is spliced from 3 exons. NCBI's taxonomy places the organism in Eukaryota, Fungi, Ascomycota, Eurotiomycetes, Eurotiales, Aspergillaceae.
AUGGUGGCAGUAUGCCUUAUCUUCGCCCUCGUGGCAUUUUGCUCGGCAUCGAGUCUACCGAUCGUAGACCUCUCGUAUGAGCUACAUCAGGCCAUCUCUAGCACCCCAGAAUUUUACAAUUUUAGCAACAUCCGCUAUGCCGCCCCACCAGUGGGGGACCUGCGAUUUCGCGCUCCUGCACUGCCGGCACAGAAUCGGUCUCAGAUCCAGAAUGGCUCCGGCGCCCGAGUGUGUCCCCAGGCCAAACCCAUCUGGUCCUCGGAUAUCAUGCCAGAGUUCCUUCUGAGUGUAUUGGAGGGAACGCCAUUCAACCAGUCCACAAAUAUUUCUUCUUACCCGUAUGAACCGCCGAAGUCCGACUCGGAUGUCACCGAAGAUUGUCUGUUCUUGGAUGUGAUUGUUCCAAAGAAGAUCUUUGAUCGGUCGCAUGGCAAUCGCUCAGUGUCGAGUUUGGCUCCGGUCAUGGUCUGGAUCAAUGGGGGAGGGUACACUGAAGGCGAUAAAGUUUGGGAAGAUCCCUCGGGAUUGAUCAAUCGGAGCACGGUUGUUGGUGAUGGGGUUGUGUAUGUUGCGAUCAAUUAUCGCCUGGGUGCAUUUGGUUGGCUAGGAGGUGACACUCUCAUUGCAGAUGGAACUGCCAAUGUAGGACUUCAUGAUCAACGCUUUGCUUUGGAAUGGGUAUACAAGAACAUUCACCUAUUUGGUGGAGAUCACCAGCGAGUUACCCUCAUUGGGGAGUCGGCUGGUGCAGGCUCCAUUAUGCAUCAAAUCACGGCAUAUGGUGGCACGGGUGGGCCGUCGCGAUUCCAACAAGCAAUCUUGCAGAGUCCAGCCUGGGUUCCCAUGCCCGAUAAAAAGCAGCCCGAGCAGACUUUGCAAAACUUCCUCCAACUUUUGAAUGUCAGCACACUCGAUGAAGCGCGGCAGCUUCCGUCAAGUCAAUUGAUUGCAGCCAACGCUUACCAGGUCGCGACCCAGUCCAAGUGGGGAGAAUUCACUUACACCCCCGUCGUGGAUGGCACUUUCGUGCCAGCGCUGCCGGGGCAGCUGCUCAUGGACGGGAAGUUCGACCAUAACCUGACCGUCAUGAGUGGACACAACACGGAAGAGGGACUCGAGUUCACUCCACCGGCAAGCAUAUCGAGCAGCGCGGUUCCAACGUAUUUGAAGGCAUAUUUCCCUUUCAUUACGCAAGACGUCAUCGACUACGUGACUCAGGAGCUAUACCCGCCCGUAUAUAACGGUACCUACGGCUAUACAAGCCCAAUCGAGCGCUACGCAUUCCUGAUCUCGGAAUCCAUCUUCGAAUGCAACACCGAAUAUCUCAAUUGGGCCUUUGAAAACCAGACUUUUGCUUACGAGUUCAGCGUCCCACCUUCACUCCACGGCCAGGACACCCUGUACACUUUUUACAACCCUGGAAAGUCCGGCCUUGAUGGUGGGUUAUCGGGACUCCAGGUCCAAAACGUCACUGUCGCUUUCGCCAUGCAGGACUACUUCACUAGCUUUGCUCAGUUUGGUGCCCCCAAGUCUCCUGUGGGGCCGGUGUUUUCGCGAUAUGGACCGCAGAAUAAGCUCCUGGAUAUUGGCAACAACACCAUUCGACCGGUCCGCGAUUCAUCUGAUAAUUUCCGCUGUCGUUACUGGCAGACUGCACCGUAUUAUUGA